AUGUCUUCAGUUCAUCCACUGAGAGAAUCACUUCUCAGCCACCCAGCCGCUCUAAUGGAAGAACAAGGCCCUUUAUGCAAUGACCAUAAGUCGAACAAUCCCGUCUCUGCUUAUCGUCUGAUCUCCAACUUUGCCCAAAAGCUCACGAUGCCUCAAUCACAGCUUCCCACUAUCGAUCCCGAAACGACCUCAGCUAUCGCUGGUUCGGCCAACCAUGAGAUCAAACAGGCAGAGAAGGGCGCGAAGGGCAAGACCAAGCCCAAGCCCAAGCCCAAGACCCUCAAGCGAGUCCUUCCUUCCGGCCCAGGCUUCAAGAUGUACCAGAAUGCCGCCGAUCAAGACCUCAAGAUCCUUGAAAGCAUAGACGAGGGCAUGGCUUUCAAGAACGCGCUCCGCGCCUUGACCCCCAAUCUCGACAAGGAAGCCGUUGACCUCGCCAUUGCCAAGCUCUUCCUCGAAGCCGACAGACUCUCCGGUUAUAAAGAGCAUAUCACCGAGAACAGCCCCGGCCCCUUCUCCUCGCCGCCAAGCAAGCCCCCUGGAUCGCCGCUGCCAAGAAGGAUACGAAGCCCACCGUCGCGGCCAAGAAUCGUCGUCAAGUUCUCCCACUAUAGACAGCAACCCAUCGAGGAUUACGCGAAGGGGACGGCCACUGCCCUGGCUAUCGACAAGUUCCGCAAGGAGAAGCCCUGCGAUGAGCCCGAGGAGAUAUUUACCGACUUCACCGAAGAGCAGCGCAAGAAUAUGAUGGGCAAGACCAUCCGACGUGAGAAGGCUGACUGGGGUGGAAAGCACGUGGAUGAGAACUGCGAUACUCAGAUACUCAUUGUUAAAGGAUGGCAGUCGCCUACCGCAACGCCGGCAGCAAGAACCGAGCCGACCGCGGACCGCUACAACGGAUAUCCCAUCAUCAACGAGGAAACGAUCGACCUUGACGACACAUUUGACGAGGUGUCGGGCAUCCAUGAUAACGAUUUCUUAAUUAUCUUUUAG
This is a messenger RNA of Colletotrichum godetiae, 993 nucleotides long. RefSeq lists its product as uncharacterized. The transcript is spliced from 5 exons. Lineage: Eukaryota; Fungi; Ascomycota; Sordariomycetes; Glomerellales; Glomerellaceae. The record is from RefSeq and is a predicted model, not a curated record. Bases 1 to 993 code for a protein of 330 amino acids.